UUCGAAUUAUUGCGGUAUCCAUUUUCUUCUUAUCAUCACAGUCGCCGCGUGAACGCCGCACGAGGAGAAAACGAUUAUUUCAAUCCCAAAGCCACGAUUUAUUACCUAAUACAUAUUUAAACAUGGCAGCCCAGUUCUUUAACCGAAUAGGUCAGCUUGGCCUAGGUGUAGCUCUCGCAGGUGGUGUUAUUAACUCGGCACUAUACAAUGUUGAUGGAGGACAUAGAGCUGUUAUAUUUGAUAGAUUUGCAGGAAUAAAAAAUGUUGUGGUUGGGGAAGGAACACAUUUUUUCAUUCCUUGGGUGCAAAAGCCAAUCCUAUUUGACAUCCGUUCACGACCGCGAAACGUUCCAGUCAUUACAGGAAGCAAAGAUUUGCAAAAUGUAAAUAUUACUCUCCGUAUUCUCUUCAGACCUGUACCAGAUUCAUUACCUAAGAUAUACACAAUCCUUGGUGUGGACUAUGAUGAAAGGGUACUGCCAUCUAUCACUACUGAAGUGCUGAAAGCUGUUGUCGCACAAUUUGAUGCUGGUGAAUUAAUCACGCAAAGAGAAGUUGUGUCUCAAAAGGUCAGUGAAGAACUAACAGAUAGAGCUUCGCAGUUUGGCCUUAUUCUGGAUGAUAUCUCUCUUACACAUUUAACGUUUGGUAAAGAGUUUACCCAAGCUGUAGAAUUGAAGCAAGUGGCGCAACAAGAAGCUGAGAAGGCUCGUUUUUUGGUAGAAAAAGCUGAGCAACAGAAGAAAGCAGCUAUUAUCAGCGCUGAGGGUGAUGCGCAGGCUGCAAGUUUAUUAGCAAAGUCCCUCGCUGAAGCGGGAGAUGGUCUUGUCGAGCUCAGGAGAAUCGAAGCUGCAGAAGACAUUGCGCACAACUUAUCCAAAUCGCGACAAGUGGCGUAUCUGCCGCCAGGCCAAAAUGUGCUGCUCAAUUUGCCACAGUAGAAUGAAAAACUGGUACAGUGUAUCAACGUAAAUUGUGCAUUUACAUACAAUUGGAGAGUAUGAUACUGUAAUAGAGUGUAAAAAAUGCAUAUGGCAGAAACUUCCCCGAAAGUGUUGCAUAGCAGGAAUAUAUAGUAUUUCAUAACAUUUAUUACGUUUUCAGCCAUGAAUCUGCCUCCUUUUAAAAAUGCAUAUGUUCCUAUUCCUUUAACUAUUGGGGAAACGUUUAACUUUAAAUCAUUGUUUAACGUUCAGUGCUCGCCGCGUAUUUUUGUAACAUUGUUGCUGGGUGCAAUCCAUCAUCAGUGAACUACAUUAACGACAUAUAUAAUGCAGUACAAAUUUAAUGCAAACAAUAAAACGAUGCCUUUUCUUAUAGUUA
Molecule: messenger RNA, 1323 nt
Organism: Harpegnathos saltator (Jerdon's jumping ant)
Lineage: Eukaryota; Metazoa; Arthropoda; Insecta; Hymenoptera; Formicidae
Gene: Phb1
Product: prohibitin 1
Exons: 4
Coding region: 123-941 (272 amino acids)
Biological process (GO): mitochondrion organization
Cellular component (GO): membrane; mitochondrion
Source: RefSeq, a predicted model, not a curated record